AUGUCGACAGAGCCAUACCUUUUGUCAGAAGUCCUGGCUGUCGCCAGGCGACAUCCAUUCUAUUUCCCCGAUAUAGUCUAUCCACCCAGUGCGGAAGAUGUGAAGUCUGCCCGAGAACAGGCAAACGGCCAUGAAAUGGCCAGCCCUAGCUCACAGAAACUGCUAACCAAAAAGGACCUAUACAAGGUAAUUGAGCGGCUUGUAUGUGAUAUGAGCCCCAAAAAUACCUACCGCAAGAGCUGCUAUACGAGUAUGACUGGGGGCGGAUCGGGAGGCGUGCCUCUCUUUUUCGCCACAGAUGUCCAUGAAAAUCGAAGACACAGGGCUUGGUUUGGUCAAUUCCUCAACUCUACCGGUGUCAUCAAAGAGACAGAUUGGGUCCUGACGUCCCACUUUGCGGGUCAUUUUUACAGAUCCAUGGAUCUUACGGCGGAAAUCAUUGAAAACAGCGGAGCAACAGUGCUCUGUGGUGGGAGUUAUAUGACCCCGGCCGAGAUUAUCAAGGGUCUCAUUGACUAUCAUGUCAAUGUGUUGUCCGGAGAGAGUAGCCAGAUCGUGAAUGCGGUUCAAUAUAUCUCGACACUUCCGCAAGAGCAACGAGCGAAAAUCAAUAUUGAAAAGGUGGUUUACACAUCUGAGAUGCUGACUCCGAACCAAAGAGCAUUUGUCGAAACUACACUUGGUGCUGUCAGUAUCUGUUCUAUGCUAGGAAGCGCAGAGGCAGGACCGUGGGCUAUCAGUAACCCCGACUUGACUGGAAACCCAAGUAUCGCAGGCUCUCAGGACUUUAUCUUUGACACGCGUGCCAUGUUGAUUGAAAUCUUUCCUUCUUCAAUCAUGGAGGUCAAUUCCGACCUUGCCUCGAUUCCGGAUACGCUUCCAGAUGGAGAGUCGGGCAUUAUAGUGCAAACAUCCCUUCAUCGUUUGCGAAACCCACUCAUCCGCUAUAUCACUGGGGAUAUCGGCUCAGUUCACGCCCUACCUGAGACCGCCUUUGCUCAGUUGAGCGAACGCGACCGUCCUUUCUUCCGUGUCCUUCGCCUCUACGGGCGCGAUCGACGCUUCAGUUUUGAGUGGGAUGGAAUGUAUUUUGAGUUUGAGGCUCUCACUGCAAUGUUGAGCUCGGAGGAUUGCGGAGUUCUGCAAUGGCAGCUGAUUCUGGAUCAUCAUGAAACUUCUCCACGUUCCGCCAUUGAAGUCCGUCUGCUUUGCUCGUCGGGCAAAGAGAUUUCGUCUGAUGCCCUCUCGGAUCGAGUCAAAGCAUUCUUCAAUGUAUACUCUGGAAAUCAGGGCCGGCUUUCUGUCACUAUCCUGGAUGAUGUCAAUGGAUUUGUGCGCAGCACUACGGGAAACAAAGUGAUCAAAUUUGUGGAUAGAUUCAAUUGA
This is a messenger RNA of Penicillium antarcticum, 1386 nucleotides long. RefSeq lists its product as uncharacterized. NCBI's taxonomy places the organism in Eukaryota, Fungi, Ascomycota, Eurotiomycetes, Eurotiales, Aspergillaceae. The coding region runs from base 1 to 1386 and encodes 461 amino acids. The transcript is spliced from 3 exons. The record is from RefSeq and is a predicted model, not a curated record.